GGUGGGGGGGGGGGGAGAGAGAGACAGGCCGCCAUGGAGCAGUGAGGCGCCCCGCAGCGAGGAACAGCUUCCUUCACCUGAAGGAGUCUGGAACAAAGAGCUGCGAGAUGACGGAAAGUGCGGCUACGCGUCACAGAGCGGCCACGGUGGAGCACUAAAAAGCGGCCAUGUUGCUGAGUGGUGCCGGUGAUGCUCUGGGAUACAGGAAGCAGCUGUGGGAGCUCAAUGAGUCGGGACCAGCUAUCCAUCAGGAGCUGAGAGAGCUCGGCGGUCUGAAGAGCAUCAAGGCCGAGCUCCCCGACUGGCCGGUGGGCGCCGACACGGUUCUGCACCUGGCGACGGCUGAAGGACUCGCCACCGGGAAGGCGGGGGAGGAGCUCCUGCACGAGGUGGCCGCCCGAUACGUGGAGGGCAUGAAGGACAUGGCCGGGAGGAGGCCGGGGCCUUCGAGCAUUUCGGGAGUGUCCCAGCUGAAGCCCGGAGAGGAAGAAGGCUUCAGAGUUCCCUACAGUGCGGAGGGGACGGGCUGCGGAGCGGCCAGGCGGUCCAUGUGCAUCGGGCUCAGGUACCCGAAGCCCGACCAGCUGCUGUCGUUGGUGGCUGUUGCCGUGGAGACGGGCAGGAUGACCCACCCUCACCCCACCGGGUUCCUGGGGGCCGUGGCGUCCGCCCUGUUCACGGCGUACGCCGUGCAGCGCAGGCCGAUCACGACGUGGGGCCUGGGCCUGCUGAGCGAGGCCUGUCCGAUAGCCCGGAGCUUCGUCCGCGGCCGAGGCUUCGCCGCCGAGGAGGCUGAGAGAGACUGGGACUUCUUCUGUGACCAGUGGCAGCGGUACCUGGAUUCGAGGGGCCUCUCCUACGGGGUGGGGCCCGUGAGUUGGCCCCCCACCUACGGCCCGGGGGAGAGAGACGAGGCCUACAAGGGCUUCGGCCCCUCGGGCCGGGCGGGACGCGGCGGCCACAACGCCCCGAUGAUCGCCCUGGAUGCGCUGCUGGGGGCGGGGGCAGACUGGGAGGAGCUGAUGAGCCGAGCGGGCUUCCACGGAGGCGACGGCUGCGCGGCGAUCGCCUGCUGCUGCUGGGGUCUCCUCUACGGCGCCGCAGGGGUCCCCGACGGCAACCACUCCAACCUGGAGUACCGAGACCGGCUGGAGCGCAGCGCGGAGGAACUCUACGCCCUGUCGCGCUGAGGAACCAGGCAGCGCUCCGAUGCCUGGCCGAGGCCCGGGUUCCUGGAGGGGGGGUGGGGGGGGCCACUGAAGUGCGGCGUCACACUGUGCGAGUGCCCCACUGACCCAGAGAAGAGCCUCUGCUGCAUGAAGAGGGUUCCCCCUAGUGACCGGUUUAACUUCAUACGCAGAAUUGCACCGAGUGGAACAAAUUCCAGCUAAUGAGGAUGGGGAAAAUAAUCCUAGAAUCCCCCCCGGGACGGAAUCACUUGAUUUACUUUUCAGCUUGACAUGACGGCACAUUUUAAUGAGCUUCUAAUGGAAUGUGUUCUUGUUAUCCUGUGAUGAAAAACAUCCUUCUGUGUCUCGUUGCGGAUGUUGAGCGGCUUCAUGCGCAGCAGAGCAAAACUGUACCGGCAACACAUGAACAAUAAAUUCAAACAGCUUGGAAGUUAAGUUGAAAACUUUAUUUUUUUGGCCAUUGUAGUUUUGAUAUUUUUUUUGUCUUGUCCAUUUUUUUUUUAAUUGUAUUUGCCUAGAGGUGGUUUUAACUACUGGAUCUGGUUUAUAUUUUAAAA
This is a messenger RNA of Pungitius pungitius (ninespine stickleback), 1747 nucleotides long. RefSeq names its product ADP-ribosylarginine hydrolase (gene adprh). NCBI's taxonomy places the organism in Eukaryota, Metazoa, Chordata, Actinopteri, Perciformes, Gasterosteidae. The transcript has 8 exons. The record is from RefSeq and is a predicted model, not a curated record. Bases 168 to 1190 code for a protein of 340 amino acids.